AUGAAGUAUUGUGACACCGAGUAUUGUGACUCUGAGUAUUGUGACUCUGAGUAUUGUGACUCUGAGUUUUGUGACACUGAGUUUUGUGACACCGAGUAUUGUGACACUGAGUAUUGUGACACUGAGUAUUGUGACACUGAGUAUUGUGACUCUGAGUUUUGUGACACUGAGUUUUGUGACACAGAGUAUUGUGACACUGAGUAUUGUGACACUGAGUAUUGUGACUCUGAGUAUUGUGACUAUGAGUAUUGUGACACCGAGUAUUGUGACUCUGAGUAUUGUGACACCGAGUAUUGUGACACCGAGUAUUGUGACACCGAGUAUUGUGACUCUGAGUAUUGUGACACUGAGUAUUGUGACACCGAGUAUUGUGACUCUGAGUUUUGUGACACAGAGUAUUGUGACACUGAGUAUUGUGACACAGAGUAUUGUGACACUGAGUAUUGUGACACUGAGUAUUGUGACUAUGAGUAUUGUGACACAGAGUAUUGUGACACUGAGUAUUGUGACACUGAGUAUUGUGACUCUGAGUUUUGUGACACCGAGUAUGAAGUAUUGUGA
This is a messenger RNA of Pecten maximus, 561 nucleotides long. RefSeq names its product keratin-associated protein 4-11-like. Gene Ontology annotation, cellular component: keratin filament. The transcript has a single exon. The coding region runs from base 1 to 561 and encodes 186 amino acids. Lineage: Eukaryota; Metazoa; Mollusca; Bivalvia; Pectinida; Pectinidae. The record is from RefSeq and is a predicted model, not a curated record.